CAUGCAUUUUUUUGCGUCUAAAAUAAAAUUCAAAAAAAAAUAUCUCUGCAAUAGUGUCUUGAGGACCUCUGAUAUAAUUAUUAACUUGAUCGGAUGAGAUUUAAGGGGUCGUAAUAUGACGCAAUGAAGUCCGAUAGCAAAAAAAUAGUUUUCGAUAAAAAACGCAUUUUGUACACAGGUCACUUUUUUUCAAAAAUGCAAAAAAAUGCGUGACUUUCAGCAUUUCUGGCAUAUCUGGAGAAGGAAAGCAUAUUUUUUGAAAAGAAAAAAAAUUAACCUGAGAUAGGGUUUCAAGUAUCUGUGGUCAAAUUUCGAGCUCGAUCGGACCAUUUUUUCGAGGGGUCGUAAUGUGACUGGAUGAAAACCAAAGUUUUCUAGAAAACCCAUAGAAGAACAUGUCACAAAAUUCUGUGCAAAAAUACAUCGAUUUUCUUUUUCGAUGUUCUAUCUCUGUUAUAAAUUUUACCCCAAUCCGACAUCGGCGUCCCCCGUUUCCAAGAGGGCCAAAAAAGAGGAGGAGAGUACCCUUAAUUAUCUAAUUAUGCGUGUGUUUUUUCUAACUGAUUGAUAUUUCUUUCACGACUCUUCAACCAACCCAUAUAAUAUAAAAAAGCUUGGUAUUCUUUAAUAAGAUAAAGAGAUAAGAUAGUGAGCCAUCUGAUAAUAAGUGGUAUGACAUUUAAUUAGUAAUUAUGUUGUAGGGUUUUAUUCCUUUUUAAUUAUUAAAUGAUCAUAGAAAAAAGGUAUCUUUUAAUUUUCAUACAAUCUCAAUGUUUACUCAACGGAGUGUACUGAAACAGUGCAUAAGAUAAAAAAGCUUUUGUAAUUCUUAUCAGUGAAGAAAAAAAGAAUGUUUUUUCUCACUAUAUAUACGACGCAUGUCUUACUUUGAAUUCUUCAACUACAGUGAGAGCUAUAUGAUAUUAAUCUAAAGGCAACUAUAAGUUGUAAUUUAUCUAUAGGCGGUAGUAGUGAUUCCGUUUUUUUUGAAAUUUUAAAAAAUGAGACUUUUUUCUGAACACAUAGAUUUAUCGCUUUUGUGUGUUUUUUAGACAAAGAAUGAUAUUACCAAAGAAAUUCAUUUAUGAUAUUUUACCAAAAUCGCCCGUAGCAUUUAUCGGAACUCUUGUUGAUAUUGUUGAUCAUAAUCAAACAGGUUCAUUACAUUCCUAUGAUUUAACAUUUGAAAAUAUACAAUUACUACGCGGAAAUAUUGUUCAAGAAAAAGCAUUUUUGUACCGAAAACAAAGUCAUCCAAUAACAGAACAAAAUGAUGAACAACGAAAAUUAGAAUUAAAGCGUGAAUAUCUUGCCUGUUUAAAUAAUUCAACCACAAUUCAUUCAUUAUUUGAAAUUGAUUUUAUUAACGAUGCAGCAGAACUGGUACAAAUUGCAGGAUUACCCGUUGGUUGGUCAAAACAAACAGACGAAUAUUUCUCACCUUGGAAAAAUCAUCAUCGAAAAUGGUGGAGCUCAUCAUCAGAUACGUUUAAAAAUGUUCCAAAAUGUAAUGAUUGUCAACGACCAGCACUGACAACGGGUGAUAGUAUUACUAUGUCAGUAAAACGAGUAGAUAAUAAAUCCCAAUUUGAAUUAACUGUUACAAACACUAGUGAUAAACCUGUUCAGAUUCCAGCAUUAGUUUGUGAUAAACAAUCCAAAAUAAUACUAUGGCAUGAUUCAAUAUUUGUUAUGUCAAAUCUAAAUAAUGAUCAACAUUUUUUUCCUAAGACAAACGAAUCAGACGAAGUAGAAUGUGUUGAACUUGGUCCAUAUCAAAGUAUAAGUAUAAUAUUGGACAUAACAAUGCUCAACAAUUUGAUUUUAGAACAGGAUGAUACAGAUAUAAGUUUAAUCUUUUGUUUAGGUGAAAAAUCAGCGGAAAUUAAUUUAUAA
Messenger RNA from Didymodactylos carnosus, 1896 nucleotides. NCBI's taxonomy places the organism in Eukaryota, Metazoa, Rotifera, Eurotatoria, Philodinida, Philodinidae. The record is from the annotation of a GenBank genome assembly.